Messenger RNA from Danio rerio (zebrafish), 729 nucleotides. RefSeq names its product mitochondrial ribosomal protein L51 (gene mrpl51). Gene Ontology annotation, cellular component: mitochondrion. The record is from RefSeq and is marked provisional. Gene Ontology annotation, molecular function: structural constituent of ribosome. NCBI's taxonomy places the organism in Eukaryota, Metazoa, Chordata, Actinopteri, Cypriniformes, Danionidae.
AUUGUGAAAAGCGUGUAAUGGCGGCCUGGCUCCUACACUAGUGUGUACACAUGGGAAAUACAGCCGAUUUGCUGCAUUUAUCUGCAGGAUUUCAGGAGUUUUAAAUUAUUAUUCAUCCGACCGUCGAUUGAAGUCUUUUCUCAGGAUUAUUAUUCACAAUAAUAAGCAUGUCCGUGUUUGGAGGAUUGUGGAGGAGCGCUGUAAACUUGUGUCAAUCUUCGAGACUCUUCAGCACAGGCUCCUGUGCUCGAAUACGAAUGCACGCCAUUCCCAAACUCAAAGAAGUGGACCGCUGGACGGAGAAGAGGAGCAUGUUUGGGGUUUACGAUAACAUCGGUAUUCUGGGCGACUUUAAAGCUCACCCUAAAGACAUGAUCCGGGGUCCGGUGUGGGUGCGCGGCUUCAGAGGAAACGAGCUUCAGCGGCUGUUGAGGAAGAGGAAUAUGGUUGGAGACCGCAUGAUGACGGAGGACCGACACAACCUGCAGAAGAGGAUCAGUCACCUGUACCGCCGCUUCAACAGACACGGCAAACACAGAUAAAGAGAGAUACAUACACACACACACACACACACACACACACGUUCAUAUGAAACAGCAGGGGGCCUGUAUUACAAAAGAUUGAGCUUGAGUUCUGUACGCUGAACACCACCACACCUGUACUGAUACACACUCAUUCAUGUGUUGACAAAUGUUCAUUAAACUGUAGAAAAUGGUGUGUAUUACAAAA